Molecule: messenger RNA, 1104 nt
Organism: Brugia malayi
Lineage: Eukaryota; Metazoa; Nematoda; Chromadorea; Rhabditida; Onchocercidae
Exons: 7
Coding region: 1-1104 (367 amino acids)
Source: RefSeq, a predicted model, not a curated record
AUGAUCCAUCAUCCAACCGCCACUGUCAUACGACGAAAUUUUUAUGACAGAAACUACAAAUAUCAUCAAAUUAAUAAGUCGAAACUUUCGACGUUGUGGAUAGCAUGCAGAGCGAUUGUUUUUGGUGGUGUUAUUAUCCUUUUUGGCAUUUUGAUGACUAUUCUUGGUUAUUUUGAUGUUUAUUUAUCUCAGGAAAUCGUACACAGAGGAAAUGAUGGUACCGAUAAAUUGUCCACCAACUGGACCAAGCGGUAUUUGUUUAAAAGUUUGCAGUAUUUCGGACCAGUUGCAAUGGGAAUUGGUUCAUUUAUCCUUAUCGUAGCCUGUGUUAUUACUCUUGAAAGCAGGGAUAAGAAUACGCAGGUGCUUCAUAACAUAGAAGUUAAUCCGUGUAAGAAAACAUCCUUGUUGCAAAGAGAUGUGAUACAGCGACAUUUGCCAAUGACUGACCAAGAGAUACGUGAGUGGACACCGUUAUACAAAGCUGUCCCAUUGUCAAGAUGUGAUUUCACUCCAAUAAUGGAUAAACAACGGAAAUAUCGUUCCACACCAUGUAUACCUCAAAUGCUUCUCGAUGAUGUUGAUAAUAGGAAAUUGUAUGGGCGAUACCUUGAUAGUUAUUAUUGUGGUAUCUUUGACAUCGAAAAUGAUUUAGUAUUUGACACACACGAUCACAGCCGCGCUUGUACGUCCACAAGUGAACACUGCGAUCAUGCCUCCCAUUGGCAAGAUGUGACUGUUGAAAUGCAUAGUCCGCCUUCGAUGUUAAGUACAGUGAGGUCACCGCCGUCGCAAAUUUCUCCAGUCAAUUCGCCACAGCAAAAUCAGUAUGCGUUUGCCGUAUGCUGCAGUACCUCCAGGAGAACUAACGAUCUCGCUUAUAUUGAACACAAUAGUAGUAAUAUUGUUGUUACUAUUGACCCUUCAGCAACUGCUGAUACCGCCGUCGAUGUCAGGCCAUCCGCUCAGGAUAGCGGCAGAAAUCCGGACGGAUUCGAAAAGCAUGCUCCACUCGCAUCAUUAGAUAUUGAAUUUGGAACUUCGAGCAGCUCUUCCUCAUCCAAUAUGAAAGCUCUGAAUGUGGACAGCUCCUUUAAUAUAUGA